Molecule: messenger RNA, 1398 nt
Organism: Drosophila mojavensis
Lineage: Eukaryota; Metazoa; Arthropoda; Insecta; Diptera; Drosophilidae
Exons: 4
Coding region: 720-1307 (195 amino acids)
Source: RefSeq, a predicted model, not a curated record
CGAUAGUCACACUAAAAACACGUCUUGCUCUGUUCGUUCGGUCAAGUAAACUGUUGCGCAACGGUGAUGGCAAUACAGUUCAAAAUUUAAAGCAAUUUAAAUUGUUGCUCUUGUUCAUAGUUAAAUCAUUAAUGUGUGGGCAAAUGUGCGAUGUGUGACCAUAUUUUGAGAUUAGAGUUAUUAUUGUUUAAUUUCUUUUAUAUCUAAAUCCGUCUAUUAGUAUCAUGUUCGAUGAACCAUAUACAAUUUGUAUACAUUGAACAGUAUAAAGCUUUAGUUAUUAUUUCACAAAUGUUUCCAAUUGACAGACAAAAUCAUUCAUGCGCUUAAAUUUAUUGUUUCUCUGUUUAUAAAAGACUUGCAUAUUAUAUUUCAAACAAAUAUGUUCAGCUCUUACAGUAAAUCCGGUUAGUAGUUUUUUAAAAAGCAUACGCUGGAAGCAAAUAAAUUAUAAUAAUUAUAUUAGUGCCCUAUUACGGAAUAUGAUAAGUUGUUUGUAGUGGCAUGCCAUUGAUAGUAAUAUUAUAACGAUAUCUAGAGCAAUACUUUCAGUUAGCUCGUUCUGGAGGAAAAUAAUUAAAAAUAAAUCAGGAAAUGUAAUUAACGAUUAGACAGAUAGGAAUAAUGAGUUCGUACAUUUCACAAUUAUUAUUUAUUACAUACAAAUAUAUAUAUAUAAAUAUAGUAUAUAUAUUUUGAAAUAUGAGCUGAAAUGUAAUAUGAACUGUCAAGAAGUACAUAAAAUAUAUCAUUCGUUGAAUAGUAUUUUACCAAACGGCCAACUAAUGUUAUUCUUGCGCUCUAUUUUACUGUUUGCCUUUAUUGAUAUAAUGAGUAUUACUGGCCAUUUUGAGUUUAAUAAUUUGCAGUGUUUGACGCAUGACAAGGAAUAUGUGGAAUUUGAAUAUUGUUAUUUGAAGUCCAUGAAUCGCACCUACAAAUACUGUUCGAUUAAAACUAUUCUGCAUCAGUUACCACUACGAAGCCUUAACGUAAAAUUUAAGGUUUUAAGGCGCGACACCCGAACCAUAUUUGGCAAAUACGAUGGUACCGUAAAUGUCUGCAAGUUCUUUAAAGAUGGCCGAAAUCCAGCAGCUCGGAUUAUAUUUAGUGUAUUUACAGCAUAUUCAAAUAUGAAUCACACAUGCCCCUUCAAUCACGAUUUAAUGGUGGAUAAGUUGCCAGUGCAUUAUGUGAAUAAAAUUAUAGCAUCAUAUGUUCCGGAUGGUCGAUAUUUCCUGAAUAUGUCCUGGUACACUGAAAAUAUUGCACUUGCUGAUGUUAUUGUAUACUUUACAAAAUCUUAGAUAAUUUCAAACUAUUGUUCCCGGUUUAUGGAAGUAAAUUCUUAUCUAUAUUUUAUGAAUUCAUUUAAUUAAAAAAAAAAAAUAAAAAUAA